UCCAUAAAACCUAUUGUUUGGAAAUUGGAACGGAAUGAUGGAUGCAGUACGUAACACAGUUUCUAAGAGUAAGUAAUAAAGUUAUGACCCUCCUCAAUCUUGUGAAUUAUUAUACACCUCGUAUCCAUGUUAUUAAAUACGAGUCUGGGUUGCACCUAUCAUCAAGAGAGAGUCCAUUUUACAAGACCUUAGUAUGUUUCAUCUUAAAACCAUAUGAUAAUAUAAGGAAGUCGCAUGUGGUUUCAUGGGCCAAAGUGUCUAUUAUCAUUCUCUCUCACACGUAUCCCGUUUACUUGACCCAUAAUAUAAUACAAUAAGGUUUUAUUUGUAGAUCUGACACUAAUACCACCUUAAAUACGGAUUUAGAUGACAACUUGUUAUCUAGAGAGAGUCCACUUUACAUAUCGACAUAUCGUGCGGGAAUGUGUUGAUAACUAAAAUCAAGCCGGCAUGGCCCAUGGGACAUACGUCGUGCUGGUGGGCAACACUAGCCCGCUUGGCCGCAUUCCGGCACGGGCCGUGCCCAUUUCUUGGUCUUCCCUCUAAAAAAACUGAAUAAACCCCCAACUCCCCAAGUCACCAACUACCAGGUCUUUCCCUCUAUUUUCCCUCUUCCCUCCUGCAACUACUCUCCUUACCUUAUCUUUACUCCACCUCCCUCUUCUCCCCCAGAAUUCCAAUUUUCCACUCCAAAUUAACUCCCAAAUUCCCCCAAUUUCAAGAACACUCAACACAAAAUGAAUUCAAAUCAAGCCAUUAUAACCUACCGAGCAAUUCCAGGCCUUGAAACUUGCAAUGUGACUUCUUCACCCAUCGAAAUGGCAGAUUUUAAGCACCCCAAUUUCAAACCCAAAUGUUUCAACAAUGGCUUCGCUUGUAUUUCGAUGGCGGCGGCGACUGCGACUGCGAAGAAGGAGGACAAAGAGUUUGAACCCAGUAUGACCCAGUUGCUGGAACACCCACUGGCUUUGCUCGCGCUUGUUCCCAGAGACGCUGCCCUUUUCGCCGCCGGCGCUCUUGCUGGGGCUGCCGCCAAGACUUUCACUGCCCCGCUUGAUCGAAUUAAGCUUCUCAUGCAGACUCAUGGGGUGCGAGUAGGCCAAGAAAGUGCAAAAAAGGCUAUUGGAUUUUUUGAGGCUAUAACUGUGGUAGGAAAGGAGGACGGCAUUAGAGGGUACUGGAAAGGCAACCUUCCUCAGGUUAUACGGGUCAUACCCUACAGUGCGGUACAACUAUUUGCUUAUGAGAGCUACAAGAAACUUUUUCAAGGAAAAGAUGGGGAACUAUCGGUUUUGGGAAGACUGGCAGCUGGUGCCUGUGCAGGCAUGACAUCAACCCUUGUGACUUAUCCUCUGGAUGUCCUGAGGUUAAGAUUAGCAGUUGAACCAGGGUGCAGAACCAUGUCUCAAGUAGCCUUAAGCAUUCUGAGGGAGGAAGGCAUCGCUGCUUUCUACAAUGGUCUUGGCCCUUCUCUUAUUGGAAUAGCACCUUACAUUGCUGUGAAUUUCUGCAUAUUUGACUUGGUGAAGAAGUCCUUGCCAGAUAAGUACCAAAACAGGCCUGAAACAUCCUUAGUAACAGCUUUGGUGUCAGCUACGCUUGCUACACUUACGUGCUAUCCUUUGGAUACCAUAAGAAGACAAAUGCAGAUGAGGGGUACACCAUACAAUACAGUUCUUGAUGCCUUUACAGGUAUUUUGGAGCGUGAUGGCUGGGUUGGACUAUAUAGAGGCUUUGUCCCAAAUGCUUUGAAAAACUUACCAAACAGCAGUAUUCGGCUUACCACCUUUGAUACAGUCAAAAGUCUAGUUGCUAAAAGCGAGAAAGAGUUUCAGAGAAUUGUGGAGGAUAACCGUAAGGAAGCAAAAGCAAGUUCAGCUGACUGAGUAUUUGCUAGCUUAUACAUGAAAUACCAGUACCCAUUUUUGUAGCCAAUUUUUUUGUAGAAAAGCUUUCUGCCAUUAGUACACUUAAGGCAGUACUAGGGCUGGUCAUGAGCGUAUUUUGCUUGGUUGUUAAUGUAGGUUGGGUAGAAGGUUUCUUCCUUUUUGUAUUGUGUAGGGAAUGUAAUGGGAUAUGCUUUUGUGUAGAAUCCAACAGGAUUGUCAUAGAAAAUGAGUUAAUGUGUAGAAUCCAAUAGGGUUAUCAUAGUAAAUGAGCUUUUCUGUUUUGCAAUUGCAUUUCUGAAAAUUCAGACAACAUUAUUGAUUCAUUCAGUCCAUUGAAAUUGUUGUUUUUGUA
This is a messenger RNA of Spinacia oleracea (spinach), 2241 nucleotides long. Its product is annotated as probable envelope ADP,ATP carrier protein, chloroplastic. The record is from RefSeq and is a predicted model, not a curated record. The coding region runs from base 738 to 1886 and encodes 382 amino acids. The transcript is spliced from 10 exons. Gene Ontology annotation, biological process: transmembrane transport. NCBI's taxonomy places the organism in Eukaryota, Viridiplantae, Streptophyta, Magnoliopsida, Caryophyllales, Amaranthaceae.